Messenger RNA from Alternaria postmessia, 2583 nucleotides. RefSeq lists its product as uncharacterized. Lineage: Eukaryota; Fungi; Ascomycota; Dothideomycetes; Pleosporales; Pleosporaceae. The coding region runs from base 1 to 2583 and encodes 860 amino acids. Gene Ontology annotation, cellular component: SBF transcription complex; MBF transcription complex. The record is from RefSeq and is a predicted model, not a curated record. The transcript has 3 exons. Gene Ontology annotation, molecular function: protein binding; transcription coactivator activity; DNA binding.
AUGCAAGUCGCGCGCUCGUCGCUAUCCUUCCCCGCAGGUUCGCCGCCCCAGUCUGCCAUGUACGCCCAAUCUCCCCAUGGUCAGGGACUCAUGGCUGCGCCCGCUGGCUUCAACCGGUCCUUUUCCGACAUGAACGGCUUCCAGCAGCACGCCAUGGAGAAGCCGCAGAUAUACACCGCUGUUUACUCGGGCGUCUCCGUCUACGAAAUGGAAGUGAACCGGGUCGCUGUCAUGCGCCGACGCUCUGACGGCUGGCUCAACGCUACCCAGAUCCUGAAGGUUGCUGGCGUCGACAAGGGGAAGCGCACCAAGGUGUUGGAGAAAGAGAUACUGAAUGGCGAACACGAAAAGGUCCAGGGUGGCUACGGCAAGUACCAGGGCACCUGGAUCAACUACCGCCGCGGACGAGAGUUCUGUCGCCAGUACGGUGUCGAGGAUGUUUUGCGACCACUGCUGGACUACGACAUCAGCGUUGACGGCAACCAAGGCCAGGGCCAGGGCAUCGAGACGCCCACCAAAGAGCAGGCCAUGGCAGCCAACAGGAAGCGCUUCUACACCCAAAGUAUGGACGGCCGCACCACCAGCCAGAGCGUCGGCGGUACCUUCUUCAGUAACAUCUCCUCCACAGCCACCAGCGCCCUUGCAGCAAUGAACAAGGUCGCGCGGCUGAACUCACCUGCCCCACGACCUGCCUCAUCAUCGCAGGGCCGAAGAAGCAUGGCACGACCAUCACAAGGACCACUCGCCAGCCAAGAAUCUUUCCGCACCAGCAGCCAGCAGAGCGUAGCAUCGGAGCGUAGUUUUAGCGGGCAAGGGCACAACGACUCGGCCUACGGCACAGGCAUAGAAGACCCACAAGAGCCACCACGAAAGCGCAUGCGCACAUCGCAAGACGAAUCAUACUCGCAGCCCAACGGAGCAGACAUGUCAAUGCGUGAUCUUGGUUCGCCGACAGAACCAAGUGAGAGCUUUUACCAACCACACCACACUGGACAACGCAUCCAACUUCCCGAUGGCGAGGUUCCUUCGGCACUACCACCUUUACCACACCCCGACACCAAGCACAACGAAGAAAAACAGGCCAUGUUAACUGAUCUAUUCGCGGACCAGACUAGGACAGACUUCACCAACCACCCCGCCAUACUCCAUCUCUCUGGCGCUGAUCUCGACAUGCCAAUCGACAACACUUCGAAUACAGCGCUACAUUGGGCAGCGACUCUGGCCCGAGUGUCGUUGAUGAGGCUGUUGGUUUCAAAAGGAGCGAACAUGUUUAGGGGAAACGCUUCCGGCCAGACACCGUUGAUGAGUGCAGUUUCCGUCAACAACAGCCUGGAUCAUAGCUGCUUCCCGGAGACGCUCGAGAUCUUGGCGCCGCUCAUCGAACUACGAGACUCUCAAGGACGGACGAUAUUACACCACAUUGCGGUAACGUGUGCUAUAAAAGGGCGUGCGGCCUCCAGCAAGUACUACCUCGAAGCACUUCUUGAGUAUCUUGUACGGAGCAAUAUCGGCGCCAGCCAGAUGCCUUCUUUCCACGACACUAGCAACUACCCGAAACCCAUAGGACUGAUGAGGUUCAUGCAAGAAAUGGUCAACGCGCGGGACAAAGCCGGCAACACAGCACUUAAUCUAGCAGCGAGAAUAGGUAACCGCAACAUCAUCUCACAACUCAUGGAAGUACAAGCGGACCCGACGAUCCCCAAUCACAAAGGAACAAGACCGGUCGACUUUGGCGUUGGCAGUGAUCUUGGCGACGGCGAAGUCAUCAUGGCCGCAAACAGCCCCAGCAAGGGCAAGGCGCCCUUGAGCAAAGUUGAGGAGACUAGCCGAGAGAUACAACCAUUGAUGAAUGGCAUCCUUCAGUCAGCUUCGAUGCAGUUCACGCAAGAAGCGCGUCUAAAACAAGACGCGAUAGAUCAAACGAACGAGCUGAUCACCCAACUAUCCACUCAACAAAAGCAGGAGCAACAAAGACUUGAGUCCCUACGUGCUCGGUUACGUGUACGACAAGACCGGGCCAAGCGAAUAUCGAAUCUGAAGCGUUGGCUCGAGCCACAACGACACAUGCUCUCCGUCAAUGCAGGUGACAUCGACCUGCAUGAAAAGAAGAGAAUAGGAUACGCCGAUCUGGAAGGUGCAGGUAUACUCAUCAAGGAAGACGACCUGCCCUAUGAGCUCCGGCAAGCGGGUGAUCAUCUAGAUUGUCGGGCUUCAGAUGGAGCUUCUUAUCUAUCGACAACUAUUCCACUGGACCCGGCAACGCUCAAGCAGGUAUCGCAUCAACCGCAAUAUCAGACCUAUGCCGUUCAGCAACUGCCUGCUGCCUCGGUCCUCCAACAACGACUUCAUACUUACACGAACGCGAACGGCGCAUUACUCAAACGUAGCAAGAUGCUGAAAGAGAAAGAUGGGCAACUGGAGAUGAUGUACCGCAAGGUCGUUAGCUUAUGCACGAAGGUAGAGGAGAGCAGGAUUGAAGAGUGUCUUGAGGGCUUAGUGGCGGCUUUGGACAGCGAAGAAGGAGAAGGCGUCGAAGUAGGUCGGGUCAGGGAGUUUUUGAGAAAGGUUGAGGGCGUAGAGUAA